Messenger RNA from Syngnathus acus (greater pipefish), 5206 nucleotides. It is a transcript of the gene slc6a1b, whose product is annotated as solute carrier family 6 member 1b. Gene Ontology annotation, biological process: neurotransmitter transport; sodium ion transmembrane transport. The record is from RefSeq and is a predicted model, not a curated record. The transcript is spliced from 15 exons. Gene Ontology annotation, molecular function: gamma-aminobutyric acid:sodium:chloride symporter activity. Bases 529 to 2340 code for a protein of 603 amino acids. Gene Ontology annotation, cellular component: axon; cell surface; plasma membrane. NCBI's taxonomy places the organism in Eukaryota, Metazoa, Chordata, Actinopteri, Syngnathiformes, Syngnathidae.
UUCUCCUGGAUCCGCUGGAUGCCAUCCAUCCACACUGGACAUGUUGGACUAGUCGCUGUGAGUGUGUGCGCGCGUGUGUGAGUGAGUGGAGGAGGAGGGGGCUCAACCAACUAUGUGGAUGAGGCCGCGCUGCGCAUCGCUACGCCCCUGCUCGCUCCAAGUCAGACGGCUCCUUCUCCUCGCGUCUUCUCGUCUGCUGGCUGCCUCUCUUUCAGCACCACUCCUUUAAGGACAGCAGCGCACACCCCCUUUCGCCGUCCUUCCAUCUAUCCCUCCUUCUUGUUCUUCCAUCCAUCCGUCCAUCCUCCACCCUCGGGAUCAUUACUGCAGCGAGCGGAUCGAAUGCGAAAAUUUCCACUCAAGACGCACAAAAAAAGUGCAAGGAAUUACUUCUUGGGAUUUAUUUUCAUCAGGAAGACUUAAUAGUCAACUUGUACCGGGGGGACGGAGAAGCUGCGUGACCCGAACCGGUGCUGCUGAAGUGGUACCCUUCUUCCUCCUCCUCUUUCCUUCGUCGUCGACGCGAGCAUGGCCACGAACGGGACCAAAGCGUCGGACGGCCACGUCCUCACGGAGACCGUGAGCGAGGCGCCGACGAACACGGCCAACGACAAACCCAAAACGCUUGUGGUGAAGGUGCAGAAGAGCAAAAAGGACUUACCCGAGCGAGAGACGUGGGGCGGGAAAUUUGACUUCUUGCUCUCGUGUGUGGGAUACGCAAUUGGACUCGGGAACGUGUGGAGAUUUCCUUAUUUGUGUGGAAAGAAUGGCGGAGGAGCCUUCUUGAUUCCCUACUUUUUGACCUUGAUAUUUGCUGGCAUGCCCCUCUUCCUUCUGGAGACGGCUCUUGGUCAGUACACGUCUAUUGGGGGGCUCGGAGUGUGGAAGCUGGCACCUAUGUUCAAAGGUGUCGGUCUGGCCGCUGCUGUUCUCUCCUUCUGGCUUAACAUUUAUUAUAUUGUCAUCAUUUCCUGGGCUAUUUACUAUCUGUACAAUUCCUUCACAACAGAACUGCCAUGGCAGACUUGUGGUAAUUCCUGGAACACAGAGAACUGCUACACCAACUAUAGCAUCGCUGAUACCAGGAACCUCACUAGCGCUGUGGUGGAGUUCUGGGAACGCAACAUGCACCAGAUGACCGACGGCCUGGAAAAACCUGGAGAGGUCAGGCUCCCCCUGGCCAUCACUCUGGCCAUCGCCUGGGUGCUGGUCUAUUUCUGCAUCUGGAAGGGGGUCAGCUGGACCGGCAAAGUGGUGUACUUCUCAGCCACGUACCCAUACUUUAUGCUGUUCAUCCUCUUUUGUCGCGGCAUCAGUCUGCCUGGCGCUAUUGAUGGAAUCCUCUUUUAUAUCACGCCAGACUUUGAAAAACUGAAAGAGUCUGAGGUUUGGUUGGAUGCUGCAACUCAGAUCUUCUUUUCCUACGGACUGGGAUUGGGCUCUCUGAUCGCAUUGGGUAGCUACAACCCCUUCAACAACAACGUAUACAGAGAUUCUGUCAUUGUCUGCUGCAUCAACUCCUUCACCAGCAUGUUCGCCGGCUUUGUCAUCUUCUCCAUUGUGGGAUUCAUGGCCAACGUGACAAAGAGACCCAUUGCUGAUGUGGCAGCCUCAGGACCUGGUCUGGCAUUUUUGGCUUAUCCCGAGGCUGUCACCCAGCUGCCAAUCUCCCCUCUGUGGGCCAUCCUCUUCUUCUCCAUGCUACUGAUGUUGGGAAUCGACAGCCAGUUCUGCACCGUGGAAGGUUUCAUCACCGCACUGGUAGACGAGUUCCCUCACGUUCUACGGAAGCGGCGCGAGAUUUUCAUCGCCAUCGUCUGCCUCGUCUCUUACAUCAUUGGACUGUCCAACAUCACCCAGGGUGGCCUGUAUGUGUUUAAGCUCUUUGACUACUACUCAGCCAGCGGGAUGUGUCUUCUGUUCCUCGUUUUCUUCGAGUGCACCUCCAUUUCAUGGUUCUAUGGAGUGAAUAAGUUCUACGACAAUAUUGAGGAAAUGAUCGGUCACCGUCCUUGUAUGUGGUGGAAGGCCUGCUGGGUUGUAUUCACACCGCUCAUUGUGGCGGGUGUGUUCCUGUUCAGUGCGGUACAGAUGGUACCCCUCACCUUGGGUGACUAUGUGUUCCCAGCCUGGGGCCAGGGUGUCGGCUGGUUAAUGGCGCUCUCCUCCAUGGUCCUCAUCCCUGGCUACAUGGGCUACAUGUUCCUGACACUCAAAGGCACUUACAAAGAGCGUCUGAGGAUGAUGAUCAAGCCGGUGGUGCUGGUGAAGGCUCAGGAAAACGGUCCGGAGCAACAGACGGAAAGUCAGAACCCCGCCACUGAGGAGGCGUACAUCUAGAACCUCGCGAGUUUCUCUCUUGUCUCAGCGGUUCUCCGUCGGGCUCCAAACACGCCCCAAGAGAAGCGGAAUCAAGGUUGGGAACGACCACCAGACGUCUACGUCUGCUUUCAUUCACCUACCUCCCGGGGACACGUGAGACCAACCUGACCGCAUUUAUUGUUAUUAUUGUAAUUAUGAAAUCUGUCUUUUUUUUAUUUUCUUGUUGUAUCAUACGGAGGAAACUACCCAGCCAACGUGUUGUGUACUUAUAAAGUUCAUUAUGCAAAAAAAAAACAUUUUAACAAGAGAAAUAUAAGUUAGAAAGUAAAACUACAUUAAAAGAUAUUGUUUUAAAUUUUGAAGGCCCGCAUUGAUAGUUUAGACGACAAUAACUGUACAAAGACAAUACAAUAAAAUACAAUAAUACUUUAUUUAUAUAGCGCAUUUCAUAACAGCCAAAGCUGUAACAAAGCGCUUCACAUAUACAUUUACAACUAUCGGGUUCAAUGCAUUUUUGCUUGUAAAAUAAGUAAAUACAUAAAAUAGAGGCCAUGUUUUAGGUGAGAAAUUAAAUGGAAAUAUAUGGACGUGGAAUGCGAAUGGGGCCAAAUAUAAUAGAUCCAGACUAUUUCAUUUCAAGUGUUUACCAGCCGUGUCUGGGGGCUUAUACGUUCAAAAAGCACAAGUGCAGUUUGUAGUACGAGUUUGAAACCUAUGACAAAAAAAAGAUUACGAAUAAAAAAAGAUAUAUAUACUUCAGUAGAAUAUCUAGCAAAAACUGUCAUCACUGUUGACAGUUUUGUCUUGUUUUUCUGAAGAACAAUAACUAUGUACAGUGUGUUGUUGGAAUCCUUUCUUUUUGAAGAAUAACUUUGAGGUAGUUUUGUAUAUUUGAGACAGAGAAGGACCAAACAAGCACACACAUCGGUUUGAUUAUUACAGGUACACUUGCAAACUUACUAACAGCAUGUGAUCACCCCUAGCAGACUGUCAAUCAUGGCAACAUCCCAUCGUGUACUAUAAUCCUACGAGCAUCCCGUGUGAACGCGUAUUCGAACAAUAAGCUUAAAUGACAGAGAAGCUAUGACCGAUUAUAGCAUAGGUUUCUAUGACAACCAGUACAGUAACUAUACAGUAUUUAGUAACUGACUCCUCAGGAACAAAGGUGGAUGUGACCAAAUGCUCCCGGAUAAGGUACACUGAAGCAGUAAUAUAAGUAUAUAUUAUAAUGUCUAUCGUAGCUCCUCAAUUAAAUGGCCACACAUGAGGGAGAAAUGUUUAUUAGCAGAGAGGCCUUUAUUCAAACAAAUAUAUUUUUCCCAGUAAUAUUAAACAAUGAUAGAUGAGAAUUUAAUUUAUAUCAAUACUAUUAAACAGCUCAAAUCAGGGCAAAGACUGGGUGGAAUUAAUAAAUUCUUAUAACAACAUUGUAGCGUGGCCGCAUGUCGGCCAUAGCCAACAUUAUGGCGUGACUAUCAGUCAGUUAAAAGACGGCAUCUCGGUAUAAAAGAACAGGACUGCACACCAUUAUGGUGUGAGAAACUAUCCUAGUCUGCUCCAAUGUUAGUUGUCGUUAAAGACCCCAUCUGAAGUUAACAUGAGAUUUGAUUGUUAUCUCGGUAGAUGCUGCUGAUUUGGUUAGCAACAGAGAUCAAAUGGCACAGCGUGAACAACAGAGUCGACUGAAAUAAUUAUAAUAAUAAUUACCCUUUUUUUCCCAAUGGGAAAAAGGCGUUUAUUUGUCUUGCGGCGUCAAAUAGAGAGGAAUGACCACAUAUUUGAGGAAGUUACUAUUUCGUUUUCUUCAGGCUUCUGAGAGACUGUUUACGUGCUUCAGUAGGUAUUGCUGUUUUGGUUAGCAACAAAGUUCAAAUAGGUUUAGCUCAUUUUUUAAUGUCCGCGUAUUUGAGGAAGAUGAUUAUUUAUGUCAAGUGGGCAUUUGUUGUACGGCCACUGAUUGAGGAAAUACACGGUAAUUAAAAUUUCUCCUUCUCUAAAAACAUUUAAACUGGGAUCUUUGGACAACAAAUCCAAAUCUUAUGUGUGUAUGUGUGUGUGCACACAUUUAUGCGUGUGUGCGUUUUCUUUGUGCACAUCAUUUCUCAUAAUGAUAAAUGACGAUCGAGGUUGGAAUCUGUCUAAAUACUGGCAAGUCCUUUUCGUAGGCUAAAGGAAAACCUAUUAUUACAUAUCAAGUUUGCACGGCAAUAGGAAUAAAUGAUAGCUUGUCUUAUCUUAUUACUGUAAAGAAAGAGAAUUAAAAAAUGAAUAAAUAUUGAUGAUAAUAUUUGCUUCUGUGGCAGCUAAAUGCGACAGGAAUCAGGUUGAAUCCGUCCCGUUAGGUCUCUUUUAUUUAUGUAUUUUCUUUCCAAGUACGUAAAUGAAAAUGACGACGAAGGAUUCGAUGCAUUUUUUUUGUACAAAGUGACUAUCUGCAGUUUUCUCUCUUGAAUGAUGUUGUAAACUGGACUGUGUAAUACAUGUAUCUGUGAAUGUCCGUACAACCUGACUUUUUUUUUGUUUCUUUAUUUCUGUCGAUUCAAUGUGGAACACAAAAAAAAAAAGUAAAAGAAAAAGAAAGUGUAUUAUUUGCUGUUUUCCGCAAUAAUAUUCCCGGAAAGACUAAAGCACAUCUCUCUCUCUCCGCUGUACAAACGAUCAUAACAGAAUAGCGUAAUAAUGCUGAUGAUAAUAAUAAUGUCAUAGAAAUGUCUAGUCAGAGAAUAUUGUUUUGUAUAUUUUUAGCUGUUUCUUGGGCCUGAUGUAAAAUAUUAUAUGUAAAAAAAUAUAUAUAUAAUAAAUGUCUUUAGAUGUGUUCUAUGAAAAAGCAUGAUUGCAAUAUAUGUUAUCUGCAAAAAAAUAAAUAAAGACCUAUAGAUUAUAA